CAAUAUGUAAGGUGUUUGUUUAUCAAGAAUUUUGAUAGUAACACUCAGUGAAUUUAGUCAAGUAUAGUGAAAAAGUGGAUCACAUUUCCUAUAAAAGUAUAAAGAUAUACGAAGGAUACGAGAAAUGGAGAGACGAACCGUAGUGAAGGUUAAUUUUAGUUGUAUGCGUUUAUCGCGUACAAUGCGCACAGAGACUACACAAAAUGACCAAUGUGAAGUUCAAUACAGUUACGCUCGCAACAUUUUAAAUUACAGACAGUCGAACGUUUUGGUUGCAGAACAAUCAACUGUCGGUACUCAAGGUUCCGAACACUUAAGUUCGCCUCUGCAAGAGCAGGUCCCUCCAGUUGCCCGUGCUACGAAACAUGGUGAAUUCGAUAACAAAACUAUAAUUUUGAGCUCAGACGACGAAAGUCCAGACAAGAAUGGCACUCGAGAAGGUUUGUUCGGCGAGAAUAAUAACAAAUACUAUCAUAAGUGCAAUCCUGACGAUGGUGCAUUGAGCGACGCAUCAACAGUCCCCGAGUCUGUUCACGUCUUCAAGCUCUACGAUGAUCAUGAUGACUCCUCAUCACCGGAAGACAUUCAAAUGCCCGAAAUCACUUCUACCGAGCCAGUAAAUAGCGUAGAUUAUCCGCCUUCCCUCGACGUCGAGGAUCAAUCUAAUUCUAAAACUGAUGAAAGCUCCACUGGCGAAAAAAAAUCUUCGGGAAAACCGACCAUCAUUGCGAAUGAAGUGUGUCCUCAAAAAGUUUUAGUUUACAGACAACCUUCGAUCGAUGAUGUUGACGAAACUAGUAAUGAAUUUCUCGGUUUCAAUUCUCACGAAAAAGGGGAAAGUACCUUGCUUAAUUUACGCUUUGGCAAAAUUGCAAAUGAAGCUAACGAGUUUAUUUCUGCUGGAGAAGGCAAGAUUCGAGAUCUUUUAAGUAUCUAUACCAGCAAAAUAGAUUCGCAAAAUUUGUUUGGAUGUCCAGCAAGAUUCAGACCGAUAUUUCCAGAAAGAUUUUCAGCAAAAAGAUUGAAUUUGAGAACACUUGAGAAUUUCGUGAAUUUCCAAGACAUAAAGAAGACCGUUAAAACUGAUCCAAUCGUUUAUAAGUUUCCAGGAAUGAUUCGCGAGACUUGUGUCGAUGAACGAUCAGAGUCAUCUGAUUCCUUUUCCUAUUUGAGGAAUGACCUUCCGAAUCAAGUGGAACCAGUUGCGACUAUUGUCCUUGCAAGAAAUAUUCUCAGAUCUUCUCUAGUGAAUCCACUUUCUGAACCAAAAGGUUCUGGCUAUUCAGUGCUGAAUCCAAUCUUUAUGAAAUUGACUUUAAAGAGUCCCACAGUAAUGAAACGGUUGAAAAGGAGACUGAAGAACAUGCGUAGGCAGCUGAGUCGUAAAGAAAAACUGAAGCUUACGGAACAAAGUAGCGAAUCUCCGCCCGUUAAAUCUUCUGCUACAGAAUCCGUCGUGAAUUCUCCGAUAACAAGAUCAAAAGCCGCAGAACAGCGAACUUUGAAGAGGAGACGAAGAAACAGGCGUGGGAAGCUGAGUCGUAAAAAAAAUCAUCGCAAGUUGAGGAAAACAAGCAGCAAAUCUUUGCCUCUUAAAUCCGUUGCUGCAGAGUUGGUGGCAAAUUCUCCGAGUAAGAAGUCAAAAGCCGCCGAAAUUGUUGCCGGCAGCCCGGAGAAAUCGAUUAGGGACCAAGAAUCCAGGAAUCAGCAUCUUACAAGAUCGUCUACAAGCUCCUUGAAUUCUGUCGCGCCUCAUCAUCAGCCACGUCUCUCAUUAAAAGAAGUUAGAAUUGUUCUUCCUCCUUUAGAAUAUUCUACUUUAAAGAAGAAUUGCGAAAAUGAGAGACAGAUCUCAGAUUCAAAUUUUAAUUCUUCGUUGGUUCCAGAAAUGAAUGUGAGCUCCUGCGAUUUUGAAGAAUAUGAACAUCUAAAAUUAAGCGACUCGAUUUCAUUUAGGGAUUCGAAUGAUGAGAGUCAAUUCAGGGAUAAAAAUUCGUUCGAGGAAGGAAGAUUGCUGAAUACAGAUUCGGCUGAUGAAACAAUCCAGGUCCGAAGCUCGCUCAGAAUUCGAGAAUCCACUGAAAAGAGUUCACCACGUGCGAUACUGAGGAGUAUAAAACAUCAUCCUCAGCUUAGAAAAGUAAGUAAAAAGGUUACUUUCUCGCCAGAUAUUACUCUUUAUUAUAUAAAAAAAUAAUUAUCGUUUGUUUAAACAUUAUUGUUAAUGGGACGUAGCGUAAAAUACAAAUUUCAGAAAGUUUAUUCUUUUCCUUUCUACAUUGAAAGCAACUGCAACAUUUUUUUUUCGAUAAAAUAAUUUCUGGUCUAUUUUGCCAGUCCGGAAAUUUCAACCAAAAAAUUUUUUGAUUUAUUCUGUGGAAUACAUAUUUUUGCUGUAUUAAUUUUUUGAUUGAAAGAACCCUUCUCGAGAAAAGUAAAAAAAAAAGAGUGAACGGAGAAAAUUUGUGUUAUUUUUCAGAAUCAGCGGGAGUUUUUUAUUUUAGUUACUAAUGGGCUAUAUGAAAAAUAAAAAUUACGAUUUUCGACCCUUUAAAAAGCUAUUGGAAAAUUUCAGGUUAUUCAAAAUAUCAGAUUAACGUUUUUUAAAUCAAAUUUUAAAUUCUCCUUCAAUCUCAAAAGAAACAUUUUCUCUGAAGGAAAAUCUUUUACAAAUAAGUAACAAAAAAUACGACACAUUUUACAGGGAAGUACAAAUAAAUAUUAUAAAUUACAAGUCAGUGUUUUACAGGAAAAUAGUGUACAAGAAUUUACCAUUUUUUGUUUAAAAUGCAGAAUCUUAAAAUGCAAUAAUCCAUAUUAAAAAAGUUAAAUUUUCUGAGCCUUAAAGUAAUUAUCGUGGCAAAAAUCAGGUGUGGAAAAAAAUAUAGUUCUCCGAUUUUAUGAAUUGA
This is a messenger RNA of Belonocnema kinseyi, 2909 nucleotides long. RefSeq lists its product as uncharacterized. The coding region runs from base 125 to 2197 and encodes 690 amino acids. The transcript has 2 exons. Lineage: Eukaryota; Metazoa; Arthropoda; Insecta; Hymenoptera; Cynipidae. The record is from RefSeq and is a predicted model, not a curated record.